Torulaspora globosa is the source of this 645-nucleotide messenger RNA. It is a transcript of the gene RIB3, whose product is annotated as 3,4-dihydroxy-2-butanone-4-phosphate synthase RIB3. Gene Ontology annotation, biological process: aerobic respiration; riboflavin biosynthetic process. The transcript has a single exon. Lineage: Eukaryota; Fungi; Ascomycota; Saccharomycetes; Saccharomycetales; Saccharomycetaceae. Bases 1 to 645 code for a protein of 214 amino acids. Gene Ontology annotation, cellular component: mitochondrial intermembrane space; cytosol. Gene Ontology annotation, molecular function: 3,4-dihydroxy-2-butanone-4-phosphate synthase activity. The record is from RefSeq and is a predicted model, not a curated record.
AUGAGUGAAAAGUCUACAUUUAUGCCAAUUGAGGAUGCCGUUGCGCAUUUCAGGCAGAACAAAUUUCUGAUUGUUAUGGAUGAUGAGGGUCGGGAGAACGAGGGAGACUUGAUAUGUGCUGCUGCUAACGUUUCUACGGAAGCUAUGGCUUUUUUGGUUCGCCAUUCGUCGGGCUACGUCUGCGCUCCAAUGUCGAACGAGAUCGCCGAUAAGCUUGAUCUGCCAUUGUUACGUACUGGGAUGAAAUACGAAUCCAAUGCUGACGAUAGACACGGAACCGCUUAUACGAUCACCGUAGACGUGGCCGAGGGAACAUCUACGGGUAUAUCAGCUCAUGAUAGAGCACUUACUUGCAGGAGGCUAGCCGAGCCAACUGCUAAAGCUACCGAUUUUUUGAAGCCCGGUCAUAUUUGUCCCCUGAGGGCAGCUGAUGGCGGCGUUUUGAAGAGAAGGGGCCACACCGAAGCUGCCGUCGACCUUUGCAAGUUGAGCGGGCUGCCACCUGUAGGUGUCAUUUGCGAACUUGUGAAAGACGAGGACGGAUCAAUGAUGAGAUUAGACGACUGCCGGGAUUUUGGUGCAAAGCACAACAUCCCUUUGAUAACGAUUGAGCAACUUGUUCAAUAUUUGGAGAGCAUCCAGUAG